GUGGGCGAAGAGGAGGCGAUACGGUGGAAAAUGAGUGGUGGGAGGCCAGCGUUUGGCGGUGAAAUUAGACAUAAUAAUCAUGAUUUAUUUUAUAUUUUCAUAUAAGUCGCUCUUUUUCCUUCUUUAGCCUGGACCGAAAACCCGUGAGGGACAUCUGGUGACGAAGAAGGCUCUGAAAGGUGUUUUUUGUGGUCGGAGCAGUGCCAAAGACACUCUGAUAAUCGUUAGUUGUUGUUUGUUUGUUUGUUUUUUUGUUUGUUUUUCCUCAUUCUUCAAAAUGCCGCGAGACAACAAAACUCCUCUCAUCCAGAAAAUAGCAAAGCAGGCCAACAUCACCUUUAAAUGCUCCAAGUCAUCGGCCAACGGGGACAGUAAAGUGGUGACGGAGAAAUUGAAUGAACUGAUCUCCUUGGUGACCUCCGUCAGGGCUGCCGACCUGAAAAUUGCUCCCCGGAAAAACAAGCCGAGGUCCGGGGCAGCGGGGCUCCAGAACCCCCCUGUCACCUACAUGCACAUCUGCGAGACGGAGGUGUUCAGCAUGGGGGUGUUUCUGCUGAGGACCGGCGCCUCCAUCCCGCUGCACGACCACCCGGGGAUGAACGGGAUGCUGAAGGUCCUGUAUGGGAAGGUGAACGUCCGCUGCUUCGACAAGGUGGAGGACAGUUUAACCAUGAGCUCCGUCCCACCUAGCUUCCACCCCCCCCUGGCCCCGCUGCAGAUGACCUCCGUGUGGCGCUCUGUGCCACGAUCGGCCAUCGAGUACUCGGAGAGCAGCGGGCCGUGUCUCCUCACUCCCUUACGGGACAACCUGCACCAGAUCGAUGCGGUGGAGGGCCCCGCAGCUUUCCUGGAUAUCCUGGCGCCACCGUACAAUCCAGAUGACGGCCGGGACUGUCACUAUUACAAAGUCCUGCAAAUGGUGGCGGAGGAGGGAACAGACGCCAAGGGCAACCAGGAGCAGCUGGGAGAGAAGAAGGAGGGAGAAGCGUGGCUGCUGGAGAUCCCUCAGCCGGAGGACUUCUGGUGUGGUGGGGAGCCGUACCCCGGCCCUGCAGUGUCUAUCUGAAGGAUGCCUCCUCUCUGAGGAGCUGUGUGAGACAGACAUGAUGUUUGCUACCCGUCCGUUACUACCUGGAAGUCAGAAGGAUGGAAGGCCUCCCUGGAGGACACCACACCGUAGCAGAGGCUUCCAGAAGGAAUCCAGGAAUCAGCUUUCCCAUAUGGUAUUUCUCUUGGGACCAUUAUGUUGCCUUGUACACAGAUGAAUGUUAUCAUCCUAACGGUGUGUGAGUAAUGAGGUAUCAUUAGAGUCUCUGCUGGGAGGCAACCAAAGCUUUCCCCGUUUUCUCCAUGCUGCAGACCUCCACAUGUCUCAACGCCAAAGCCUGGAACUCAAGUCCUACCUGCCUUAUCUGCAGAUGCUCAUAUAUGUUCCUAGAGUUUCUAUUAUUCACGCAUUUCUUCUUCCAAAGUGCACACUACAUUAUGAACUCUUCAUUUUCUUUUUGUUCUACAUGAUGUCUUCUCUGAUGAAAGCUGGCGGUUCUGUGAUGUGUCAUACUGUCACUGAGUGGAGCUACAGUAUAAGGCAUCAUAUUAAAGACUGAAUGGAAGCCGUCAGAGACCUUCAUUAUGAUUUUAUGCUAUAAAUUUACCACACUUUCUUUUCUGUUAACUCUACCACUAGUCAUGCUGCUGUAUGCUAGCUGAGCUUCUACUGCCCCGUCCUGCGGCCUGUUGGACCUCACACACGUCUAUGUGUCAGCAGUAAUUAUGUUAUCUGAAUGUUGAAUGUAUCUGAAUGUUGAAUGUAUGUGGAACAAUAAAAGGAUGCUCAAUAA
Melanotaenia boesemani (Boeseman's rainbowfish) is the source of this 1841-nucleotide messenger RNA. It is a transcript of the gene adoa, whose product is annotated as 2-aminoethanethiol (cysteamine) dioxygenase a. NCBI's taxonomy places the organism in Eukaryota, Metazoa, Chordata, Actinopteri, Atheriniformes, Melanotaeniidae. Gene Ontology annotation, cellular component: mitochondrion. The transcript has 2 exons. The record is from RefSeq and is a predicted model, not a curated record. The coding region runs from base 278 to 1066 and encodes 262 amino acids. Gene Ontology annotation, molecular function: oxidoreductase activity, acting on single donors with incorporation of molecular oxygen, incorporation of two atoms of oxygen.